CGGAGCGCACCAGCGGAUAACCAUGCCCGACCUCGGUUGACGACGGCGUAUCUUUGCUCCCGAAUUCUGCAAGCCGAGCAUGCUCAACAUCUGCACUGAACCGACUCAAAAGCCAGCCUGUCCCUCAAAAGCGCCUAGUACGACUGUUCCUUUUUCUCCAGAGCUGCAUUGACGUCGUCUGGGGCGACCGAAGCUAAUCAAGUCAUGUCGGCCUUCAGUCGCAACCUCUGCAGUACCGCUUCACGAAACCUCCGAUCGCGAGCCAGCAUCGUCGCCAGAGCCACCACCAGGCCAAUUGCUCUCCGAGCCUGUCCCUCAAUCUCAGCAACCUCCAGAGCGACAGCUGCAUCGUCGUUUUCCACCAUGACGGUCCUCCAGAGCAACGUGAAGCAGGCGCUGACCAAGCGCGAGUACGACCCCGAAAUCAAGGACAUUGCCAGCUACAUCCACAACACGCCCGUCAACUCGGAGCUCGCGUUCGACACGGCUCGCUGGGUGUUUGUCGACACGCUCGGCUGCGGUCUCGAGGGACUGCGGUUCGAACAGUGCAGGAAUAUUCUGGGCCCCGUUGUCCCAGGCACGACAGUUCCCAAUGGCACAAAGGUGCCCGGCACCAACUACCAGCUCGACCCUGUCAACGGUGCCUUCAAUAUUGGCGCCAUGAUCCGAUGGCUCGACUUCAACGACUGCUGGCUAGCUGCCGAGUGGGGCCACCCCUCUGACAACUUGGGUGCUAUCCUCGCAACUGCCGACUGGAUUACACGCACAAACAAAGCUGGGGGCAAUCUCGGUAAUGGAAAGAUCUUCAAGGUGCGAGAUGUGCUCGAGGCUAUGAUUAGGGCCCACGAAAUCCAGGGUUGCAUGGCUCUCGAGAACUCGUUCAACAAGGUCGGCCUUGACCAUGUCAUUCUCGUAAAGCUUGCGUCAACUGCAGUAGUGUCCAAGAUGAUGGGACUCAGUGAGGCUCAGACGCGUGAUGCCAUCUCACAGGCCUUUGUUGAUGGGCAGUCGAUGCGCACCUACAGGCACUCGCCAAACACCAUGUCACGCAAGUCAUGGGCUGCAGGGGACGCCUGUCAGACAGCUGUCAAUCUCGUACUCAAAGUCAUGAAGGGCGAGCAAGGCCUGCCCACUGUGCUCUCAGCUCCCACCUGGGGCUUCUACGACGUCAACUUUGGCGGCAAGCCGUUCAAGUUCCAGCGGCCAUACGGCAGCUACGUCAUGGAGAAUGUGCUCUUCAAGGUCUCGUAUCCUGCGGAGUUUCACUCGCAGACAGCGGUCGAAGCCGCCCAGCGCCUCAACAAGAAGCUAAAGGCAAUGGGCAAGAGUGCCGAGGACAUUGAGGGUGUCGUGAACCGGACGCACGAGGCGUGCAUUCGUAUCAUCGACAAGCAGUUCAAGCCCAUGGAGAACUUUGCUGAUCGCGAUCACUGCGUGCAGUACAUGGUGGCCACCAUGUUUGUCUUUGAUCGUCUGGAAGCCACCGACUAUCCUGACGAUAGCGAAGCGGCGACUUCAGCCCUGGUCGAGUCGCUGCGUCAGCGCAUCAGCUGCGUCGAGGACCCCCAGUUCACCAAGGACUACCACGACCCGGAGAAGCGAACCAUCUCUAAUGCGCUCACGGUGACGCUCAAGGACGGCACGGUGCUGGAGGAGGAGGUAGUUGAGGCUCCGCUGGGCCACCGAUUGCGACGUGAAGAGGCCAAGCCUGAGAUUCUCGCCAAAUACAAGAGGCAUCUCGGCCCGCAUUACCCGGCCGACCACGUCGACAAGCUGGUUGGGCUGGCACAGGACAGCAAGACGCUCGACAACAUGGACAUUGACGAGUACGUCGACCUGUAUGUCAAGAACUAGGGAGAGACUAGGCGUCGAUGCCGCAAUCAUAGCUAGAUUAAGUGCGGCGGGCUGGCGUGAGGCGCCUCGGCAACGCUGGGCCAUGUCGUGUUUUGUUACUUAGCUAAUGCACAUCCACAUGCAGUCCAAGGUUCUGUGCUUGGAUAUAGUUUGUUCUAUGCACAUCCCUGUCGCGUGCGCUUAGUAGGCACGUUGGAACGU
This is a messenger RNA of Exserohilum turcica Et28A, 2055 nucleotides long. RefSeq lists its product as uncharacterized. The transcript has 4 exons. Lineage: Eukaryota; Fungi; Ascomycota; Dothideomycetes; Pleosporales; Pleosporaceae. The record is from RefSeq and is a predicted model, not a curated record. The coding region runs from base 364 to 1854 and encodes 496 amino acids. Gene Ontology annotation, cellular component: mitochondrion. Gene Ontology annotation, molecular function: 2-methylcitrate dehydratase activity; 2 iron, 2 sulfur cluster binding.